This is a messenger RNA of Ooceraea biroi (clonal raider ant), 2769 nucleotides long. Its product is annotated as ATP-binding cassette sub-family G member 1. The record is from RefSeq and is a predicted model, not a curated record. Lineage: Eukaryota; Metazoa; Arthropoda; Insecta; Hymenoptera; Formicidae. Gene Ontology annotation, cellular component: plasma membrane. Gene Ontology annotation, molecular function: ATP hydrolysis activity; ATP binding; ABC-type transporter activity. Gene Ontology annotation, biological process: transmembrane transport.
UACUUCUGUCACUCGGCAUUCUUUCGAGGACAAAGAAUAUUACGGCAGCGCGCUUUCUCUUGACAAUAUAUCGUGUCUUAUCUUGAGCGAGGCGGGAAUGCGUGUCCCCCGAUAACGCGGAUUCACGCUGCGCCGGCUGUCUUGGACUGGUUUGGACUUCGAACAUCGUCUCGUCGUUGAUGGAGCGUCAGUUGAGUCGAGACAAGGGAAGGAAAUAAGGGACAAUUUCGUUGCCGGAUGACUGUUCGUCAGUCGCGCGCGAUAAACGCGAACGUCGACAUCGAUGACGACGACGACGACGGCGUCGGCGGUAAUCACCUGUUACGGACUUCCGCAGCGAGAUCGACGUAAGGGGAAGACGCCGCCAGACGUCCAAGCGACGCGCCGGGGUUGCGAAUUAAAAGUGCGCGUAGCCGCGAAGAACAAGCCACUUGGCGGUCGAGCGGGCAAGAAGAGCGCAAGCGGAAAUGCGAAACUCGCGCGCGCGGAAAGCUUCAACGGAGUGAUCGUUGGUGAUUAUUGAAAAAAAAAGAAAAAGGGGUUUCGCAACCAGUUACGAUGAUGAGUGUUAUAACGCGGAUGUUUGUGCGGCAGAAGCUCUGCGAUGAAUCGCGAAAAGGACGCGCUGAUAAUGCGCGAAAUACGGAAACCGCGUGUAUCGACAGGUCGCUCUAUCUGCUCUUCGAGGAUAUAUCAUACAGUGUGCGGAAAGGAAUUCUGACAAAAGAGAGAAGAAAAUUGCUGAGUAAGCUCAAUGGCGACUUUCGACCAGGCGAGCUUACGGGUAUUAUGGGUCCUUCAGGUGCUGGAAAAUCUACGCUAAUGGACAUUCUAGCGGGCUUCACGACAAACUCGGUUACCGGUAGAAUCAUGGUGAACGGUCGGGAGAGAAACAUGUCCGAAUUUCGUAAAUUAUCCGCCUACAUAAUGCAAGAUGACAAUCUGCAACCAUUGUUGACGGUGCAAGAGGCAAUGCACUUUGCCGCCGAUCUUAAGCUGAGAUUAAAUCAUUGUGAGAAAUUAAAAAAAAUUGACGAAAUACUAACUGUAAUGGGCCUCGACGUAUCUCGUUAUACGCGUACCGGCGAGCUUAGCGGAGGUCAAAGAAAAAGACUGGCCAUUGCGCUCGAAUUGAUCAAUAAUCCACCAGUUAUGUUUUUAGAUGAACCUACGAGCGGUCUGGACAGCGUUAGUUCGAAGCAAUGCAUAGCACUGCUGAAACGAUUAGCGCAAGAGGGUCGUACUAUCAUUUGCACAAUUCAUCAACCGAGCUCCACGCUGUUCAACAUGAUAGAUCACCUUUAUGUGGUUGCUGAUGGAAAUUGCGUUUACACGGGUAGCACCCACAAUUUGGUGUCAUAUUUAAGCAGUCUUCAAUUACACUGUCCAACGCAUUACAAUCCUGUCGAUUUCCUGAUGGAAAUAUGUAAUGGAGAUUAUGGUUGUCACCUGUCCAAGUUGGUGGAUUUGAUCGAAAACGGCAAAAGUAACACGUGGCGAUCGGCGAAAACUUUUUACUUGGACAAAAAUAAGGAAAUGAUUAGUUCGCAACAAAUCUCUCCCAUGAGAUUAUACUCUUUUGAGACAGAAUUCAGACAUACUCCGCAUUACGCCGCCAGUUUUUGGAAACAGCUUUGUGUACUUAUGAAGAGAAAUACAAUUAGACUACUUCGUGAUAAGAUGUUAGCAGUUUCGCGGAUCCUAAUGCAUUUUACGAUCGCUCUGCUCGUUGGCACUUUAUACUUCAGAAUCGGUCAAGAUGCCGCUUACGUUUUAGACAACUUCAAUCUAUUGUUCUUCAGCAUUAUGUUUCUCAUGUAUAGUGCGUUCAGCGCUACAAUGAUUACAUUUCCUUCAGAGUUACCGAUACUCAUGCGCGAGCAUUUCAACCGUUGGUAUAAAUUGCGAUCGUACUAUCUGGCGAACAAGUUGGUUGAUUUUCCGGUUCAGCUAAUGGCUACGUUCAUCUAUACCGUCGUGGUGUAUUACAUGAGUGAUCAACUUCCCGAGAGCAAAAGACUCGGAUUGUACGUUCUUAUGUGUUUCGCCGUCAGUUUGGUUGCUCAAGCGGCUGGGCUGAUUGUAGGAUCCGGUUUGAAAGUCCAAAAUAGCGUGAUUUUUGGACCAUUCGCGAUUAUGCCGUUCGUGAUAUUCAGCGGUUUUUUCGUACAUCUUAAAGAUGCGCCUCCCUACUUACAUUGGGUGUUUCACAUGUCGUUCCUCAAGUACGGUUUUGAAGGAGUUAUGAUGGCGAUUUAUGGCUAUGAUCGAGCGAAAUUAAAAUGCUCCGCGGAUUAUUGCCACUUUGCCAUACCUGAAAAACUUCUCGCGGAGGUGGACAUGAAAAAUGUAGAUUAUUGGUUCAAUAUGACAGUAUUGCUGCUACUAUAUAUCGCGUUAGACAUCGCAGCGUAUAUUAUAUUAAACAUAAGAGUGAAAAAACGCUUGUGAUGUAAAGACGCGGUCCGAAAUUGAUCCGAUAAUACUUUCUAUAAAUAUGUAUAAUAUAUAUAUUUUCUAUAUUUAUAAUAUAUACUUGAAAAUUGACGACGAAUGAUUUGCAUAAAUAAUAUAGAUCUCACGAGAAGUCCACUUGUUAAGACUGAUGACUUAUAAUUUAAAUGCGAUUACAUACAUCAUGUAAGGUGAGGUUAAAAGAUUAUGGCGAUUAUGCCAAAAAAUCAAUGAUCAAUGAUCAAUGAAUCCUUUUGUAUUUGAAAUAUUUGUGCUAGAUCUGUUUCUGUUUACAAUUAAAUAAUUUCCUCUAUU